UUCGACACGUCGGACAUCAAAGUUGUUUUUAAUUCGUGUUUCUGUGGCGGUGGAAACGGAAUUUGUUUUGAAUUUUUGGUUUCGUAGUAAGCAAGCGUGCGAUUAUAAAAUUUAUUUUUCAUAUUCUGCAAUUUAUGUGCAUACGGUUUAACAGCAUCUAAUGGGAAUACUCAAACCCGGUCUACUUUAUCGGUUCGGAAGAUAUUCUUAACUUCAUCUCUAGCGAGUUUAAGUGCAUUUUGUGCGCGUAAUUCAACGGCAAAUAACAAGUGUUAAUUUCAUGAAGCACGAAUAUUGAUAUCAAAGAAUGAAGUGGCAUUUAUGUGCAACAAGAAUAUAAUUAUACAACAAUUAAAUUAUUUCCAUAUAAAAAGUGUUGCUAAUCAAGUUAAUCAAACUUCCAAUGAAAAAGUGAAAAUAGUGAGUGAGUACUUGAUUAAUUAAAAAAGUGUUAUAAUAAUAUAAUAAUACGAAUGUAAAAAUAAAAGCAAAAGUGCCAGCGUGCAGUAAAAAUAAAUCUUAAACUUAAUUAGACGAAGUGAAUUAAAUGCCGUCAUCCAAGAGUCGCAAGGCUACGAUAACACGUUGAUCACGGCGAUUUAGUUACCAGCAAGCAGUGUAUUUGUUGUUUGUGCCAACUCUGGCUAGGUGAGCGAACUUUUUAACUGAUUCAUGCCAAAGGAUUAAUGCUCUGUUACUUUGGUGCGGAGCACUCAGUAAAAAGCGAGUAAGACGACCAACACCGGCAUUUUAAGUUUCAUUGACAAUAACAACAAAAGUGUGAAAAGUGCAAAAGCAAAAGCAAAUACAAAAGAUUACAUUUCCAUAACUGCACGAACGAAAUCAAUCAAAUACAACCGACCAACGGCCGUUUUACUUUUGCUUCAACUUGAACGCUUCAAUAUCUUUCCAGCUCACAUCAACUUUUUCGGACAAAAAAGGUGUGCAUUUGUAGAGAAAUUGAGCCAACACUGAAAAAAUAAAAAAAAAAAACAAAAUGCUUCCACACAUGCAACGUCGUCGUUUAGGCUCUGUCGGCGAUUCGGCGCCACCAUCGGAAUCCUCCGAGGGUACGAAUUCAUCCGAACAAAAUGAGCUGAUGAUCAAUCCCGAUUGGUCCGCACACUCACACACCUCGUCGGUACAUACGCACACAAACACGCACACCACUGCAUCAUCGACGAACAACACGAAUACAGCAAAUAAUCACAACAGCACAUAUUUCGUUGGCUCCGAUGUGGACGCCGACACGCUAAGCAUCGAUACAACGAGCAAUUCAAAUCUCUCCGAGUAUGAGCGCGGUCAAGUGGAGAGCUUUUUCGGCGGUUUGGGUACCGAUAUUUUCGUCUGCUCAUCGCUGGCCAAUCUGUAUGAAGGCACCGGCAAAGAGGGUGAUUGGCGUCUCGUCUUCACCGGCAUACCAGUCGUUUUACAUGAUCGUGGCAGCGCGCGCUCACGCGCCACAUCACGUGUCACAUUGGUGUUGGCCGAACGUGGCUCAUGUUUUGCACUCUGGUCAGAUCGCAUUGAUAAUUUGUCCAAUUAUCGUUUCGCCGGUCCAUCCUUUCACACGAUGUGCCUCUCAACGAACCAUCAACAGCUGAUUGGCUUCAGUUUCGAUUCAACCGAUUCGGCUUGCGAACUCUAUCAUCACAUUGAGAAGCUGGUGAGUGAUCCGGAAAAUAUAGCGCUCUCACUGCCGGGCAAGAAGAAGAAGCUAAAGCAGAAGCGUGUCAAGCCAGCGCCAUUGCCGCCGAAAUCGCAAAUCUCGCAACCAUGUCAAUUCCAGCAUGUCACGAGCGUUACGAAGGACGAUACGGAUCGGUACUAUAGCAUGCAAGCCUUUGCGCCACAGUCGCUGAAGCACCGUUGAGCGUAGGUGGAAAGUGAGAAGUGUAGUAGCCAUAACCUUACAUACAUAAAUAUAUGUAUGUAUGUAUGUAUAUAAGUAAAAUCAUAUAUUAGUGUUAUAAGCAGUUCGUGUGGCGGUGCUUAGGCGCGACGCAGCGACGUCAAUACGUGAACUUAGUCGUUAAGUGAACUUUUAAAAAUCCAACUUUUUAUUACUUAAUAUUAUGUGAAGGAAAUAUGAUAGCGAGCAGCAUAUUCAAACUGUUUGAAAGUAGCCAAAAUCAAUAAGCCGACCUUUGUAUCUUUCUACGCGCCUGCAACCCGGACAUUUUGUGUAAUAAAUAAAUAAAUCAAAUAAAUAAAUAUUUAAUAUUUA
Molecule: messenger RNA, 2227 nt
Organism: Bactrocera neohumeralis
Lineage: Eukaryota; Metazoa; Arthropoda; Insecta; Diptera; Tephritidae
Gene: MESR3
Exons: 6
Coding region: 998-1873 (291 amino acids)
Biological process (GO): regulation of transcription by RNA polymerase II
Cellular component (GO): nucleus
Molecular function (GO): RNA polymerase II cis-regulatory region sequence-specific DNA binding; DNA-binding transcription factor activity, RNA polymerase II-specific
Source: RefSeq, a predicted model, not a curated record